AUGGCUCGUCAAUCGCGGCGCCUGUACUGCGGCAACAUUCCAUUUGGCAUCAGUGAGCACGUGCUUGUCGAAUUUUUCAACACCACCAUGACCCAGCUCAACAUGACAACGUCUUCGGGUAACCCAGUGAUUGCUGCCCAAAUCAACCACGACAAGAACUAUGCCUUUGUCGAGUUCCGCUCUCCCGAAGAGGCCACUGCAGCCAUGUCUUUCGAUGGCAUCACCUUCUCGGGCCAGUCGCUCAAGAUUCGCCGCCCGAAGGACUACCAGCCUCCCCCAGGAACUUCCGAAAACGGCCUCCCCAUGCAUUUGCCAGGCAUCGUGUCGACCAACGUACCCGACAGCGCCGACAAGAUCUUCAUUGGCGGACUGCCCAUCUACCUCAACGACGAGCAGGUGAUGGAGCUAUUGAAGUCGUUUGGCGAGCUCCGAGCCUUCAAUCUCGUCAAGGACAACGCAACCAGCAUGUCCAAGGGUUUUGCGUUUUGCGAGUAUGCCGAUCCGACCAUCACCGAUAUCGCCUGUCAGGGAUUGAACGGCAUGGAGCUGGACGACAAGAAGCUUGUUGUCCAGCGCGCCAGUGUCGGGUCGAGCAAGGGCGCCGGCGGCGGCCCCGGCAUGGGGUCGCUGGGCGGAUCGUUCGCCUCGUCGCUACUCCCAUCAAGCCUUCUGCUCAGCAGCGGCGGUCAGGUUGACCCCACCAACGUCGUGGCGCUGAUGAACAUGGUGACGGAGGAGGAGCUCCGCGAUAACAAUGAAUACGAAGAUAUCAUUGACGACAUCCGUGGCGAGUGCUCAAAGUUUGGCGUUAUCAGCUCGAUCAAGAUUCCCAGACCAGUCCAAGGCCAGGUAUUCAUCCACUAUGUGACGAAAGAAAUGGCCGCAGUUGCGGUGAGCGCCCUGGCAGGCCGGCGAUUUGCGGAUCGCACUGUUGUGGCGGGCUAUUACUCGGAGAGUCUGUAUAUCGAGGGCAAUUUGGGAAUGUAA
This is a messenger RNA of Polychytrium aggregatum, 987 nucleotides long. RefSeq lists its product as uncharacterized. Gene Ontology annotation, cellular component: nucleus; commitment complex; U2AF complex. Gene Ontology annotation, molecular function: pre-mRNA 3'-splice site binding; poly-pyrimidine tract binding. Gene Ontology annotation, biological process: mRNA processing. The record is from RefSeq and is a predicted model, not a curated record. The transcript is spliced from 7 exons. Bases 1 to 987 code for a protein of 328 amino acids. Lineage: Eukaryota; Fungi; Chytridiomycota; Chytridiomycetes; Polychytriales.